AUGGCUUCUUCCGUCCUCCACGUCCUCCCGCUCGUCCUUGUCCUCCUCGCUGCCGCUGCCGACGCGGCCACCUUCACCGUAACCAACAACUGCCCGUACACCGUGUGGGCGGCGGCGGUGCCGGGCGGCGGGCAGCAGCUGGACAACGGGCAGACGUGGAGCAUCGACGUGCCGGCGGGCACCACGGGCGGCCGCGUGUGGGCGCGCACGGGCUGCUCCUUCGACGGCAGCGGCAACGGGCGGUGCCAGACGGGCGACUGCGGCGGCGUGCUGCAGUGCACGCAGUACGGGCAGCCGCCCAACACGCUGGCCGAGUACGGGCUGAACCAGUUCCUGUUAGCGACCCAUACUAUACUUAGUUAG
Messenger RNA from Miscanthus lutarioriparius, 363 nucleotides. The record is from the annotation of a GenBank genome assembly. Lineage: Eukaryota; Viridiplantae; Streptophyta; Magnoliopsida; Poales; Poaceae.